AUGCCUGUGGCAUUCCGUGUCCUCGGCCUCCUGGUCUGUUUGUCCUACUGGUGUAGCCAGGCGGUGCGAGACCCCUCCGGCCCUUUCAGCGGCCCGUAUACUGAUAGCGAGGCACCAGACCGUGAUGGCAUCGAGGCUGAAGUUGCAUUGUGGGCUGAGCAUCCCUCUGCUCUGGCGUCUGAGUCAGCACCGUUGACGCCCUUGGACCUCUCCUUGCCAUACCUGCGGAGCCUUAUUUCUGGAAUGAUCCCUUUAUCUGCCGCAUUGCUCCAGCGUGCUACUGUUGCUGAGCUGCAGCACCUAUGCCGUGUGUGCCUGCAAGCCGGUCGCCACUCUUGCUUCACGGCCCAAACUGUGUCUUCCCUCCAGGCCUUUGUGCAUAUGCCUCCUGUUUCUGUCGUUUGGGCUCCGCCCACGCCAGGUCCUUUAUGCGGGUCUGCGCCGACGACUCCGGUGCCGCCGCUGCCGUGCUCUGAAGAGGUGAUGACUAUGCUGCGUGCUCUGGAAGAGCGCCUGUCAACCCUGGAAGAGGUGGUUGGCACCGUGCAAUCAAGCCGUAGCCCGCGCCGCAAUGUGCUCCGCCGGUUACGAGAUUUGGAGAGGUCUUCCUCGUAG
This is a messenger RNA of Symbiodinium natans, 615 nucleotides long. NCBI's taxonomy places the organism in Eukaryota, Dinophyceae, Suessiales, Symbiodiniaceae. The record is from the annotation of a GenBank genome assembly.